Messenger RNA from Armigeres subalbatus, 849 nucleotides. Its product is annotated as myeloblastin-like. The record is from RefSeq and is a predicted model, not a curated record. The coding region runs from base 32 to 838 and encodes 268 amino acids. Gene Ontology annotation, biological process: proteolysis. Gene Ontology annotation, molecular function: serine-type endopeptidase activity. Lineage: Eukaryota; Metazoa; Arthropoda; Insecta; Diptera; Culicidae. The transcript is spliced from 2 exons.
GAACGUUCAGUCUUAUUUGAAAAGCGGUAAUAUGAAAUCAGCGGUGACCAUAACGCUCGCUCUAUUAAUUGCAUCUAGCAGCAGUUCAGUGAUAUCUCGCAUUGUUGGCGGAACCAAUGCACCCACGGAGUCCUAUCCAUAUAUGGUGUCAAUCCGGUUGACUUCAUUGGAAACUACGGGCUUCGGUGACGGAUUUUACUGUCAAGGGGUUCUUGUUUCACCAAAAGCCAUCCUGACCAGUGGUGAAUGUGUACUGAAUGGCAGUGGACUUCGCUUUCCAGAGGAGUUAAGCUUGGUUCUGGGAACAACCUCCAGGGUCAAUGCAAGCGGUGCUACUGGGGUGCAAGCGGAGCGGAUUUGGAUUACCCAAGAUGGCCACCUAGCGAUUCUGAAGCUUGUGCAGGAAGUAUUGGACUUGAGGGCAGUGAUACUGAACGAAUUUCAACAGGAUGUUGGUAAACAAUGUAUUCUGACGGGGUGGGGAGCGAACAGUACCGAAGACAAGCCAGUUGACAGACUACAGGAAGUAUACGUGAGAAUUGUCGAUGAAAAAUGUUCCGAUUCUAUGAUUUGUACCAGCACGGGUAAGGAGAACGUUGGAGUAUGUUCGUGGGACACAGGCAUGCCCUUGCUUUGCGAUGGUUCACUGUCAGGUGUUCUUUUUGGGAAGCCUGAUAAAUGCGGGAUUGAGGUGGCAACAUUUGUCAGUGUUCGCACUCAUUGGGAGUGGAUCAGAUCCCAAAUAGCAGCAGCUAAUGAUGCAAAUUAUAGGGUGUUGACUACAUCUAUGCUGAUUCUUUGUUAUUUGAUGGCUGUCGAACUGAAUAUUACGAAAUAAACUGCAAUGCU